AUGGCAACCAGAUACGCAUUCACGCGGUCCCUCAAGGAGGUCCGCUUCCUGUUCUGCCAGACCUCGGAGCAGAGCGCAGCCACCAGGGCGUUCCUCACGAAAUCCUACCCGACCAUGAAGAAGCACAACCCCUCGAUCCCCAUCAUGCUGCGCGAGGCUCAGGGCACCUCGCCCAAGGUGUACGCCAGGUACGAGUUCGGACAGGAGAAGAGCCAGUCAUUAGAAGGUUUGAACGACAAGCAAAUCGAGGAUGCCGUCACGACGCUGGUCAGGAACGAGUCAUAG
Messenger RNA from Diaporthe citri, 285 nucleotides. RefSeq lists its product as uncharacterized. The coding region runs from base 1 to 285 and encodes 94 amino acids. The record is from RefSeq and is a predicted model, not a curated record. Lineage: Eukaryota; Fungi; Ascomycota; Sordariomycetes; Diaporthales; Diaporthaceae. The transcript has 3 exons.